Phyllostomus hastatus (greater spear-nosed bat) is the source of this 2696-nucleotide messenger RNA. It is a transcript of the gene SLC6A20, whose product is annotated as solute carrier family 6 member 20. Gene Ontology annotation, biological process: sodium ion transmembrane transport. The coding region runs from base 127 to 1908 and encodes 593 amino acids. The transcript is spliced from 11 exons. NCBI's taxonomy places the organism in Eukaryota, Metazoa, Chordata, Mammalia, Chiroptera, Phyllostomidae. The record is from RefSeq and is a predicted model, not a curated record. Gene Ontology annotation, cellular component: plasma membrane. Gene Ontology annotation, molecular function: L-proline transmembrane transporter activity.
CGGCCGGGCGUCUGCGGCGCUGGCCACCCCCAAGCUGAGCCCGGGCAGGACGGCGCUCCUGGCGGCCGCGCACCGAAACAGACGUGCGGGCGCCGCGGCGGGAAGCCAGCGCGCGAGCUGGGGGCCAUGGAGAAAGCGCGGCCGCUGUGGGCCAACCCGCUGCAGUUCGUGUUCGCCUGCAUCUCGUACGCCGUGGGCCUGGGCAAUGUGUGGCGCUUCCCCUACCUGUGCCAGAUGUACGGCGGAGGGAGUUUCCUGGUGCCCUACCUCGUCAUGCUCGUCGUGGAGGGAAUGCCACUCCUGUACCUGGAACUGGCGGUCGGACAGCGCAUGCGCCAGGGCAGCAUCGGCGCCUGGCGGAGCAUCAGCCCCUACCUGAGCGGUGUCGGCGUCGCCAGCGUGGUGGUCUCCUUCUUCCUGUCCAUGUACUACAACGUCAUCAACGCCUGGGCCUUCUGGUACCUGUUCCACUCCUUCCAGGACCCCCUGCCGUGGUCUCGCUGCCCGCUGAACGGCAACCACACGGGCUACGACGAGGAGUGUGAGCUGGCCUCGUCGACGCAGUACUUCUGGUACCGGAAGACCCUCAACAUCUCGCCGUCCAUCCAGGAGAGCGGCAGCGUGCAGUGGGAGCCGGCGCUGUGCCUCGUGCUGGCCUGGCUCAUGGUGUACCUGUGCAUCCUGCGGGGCACCGCGUCCACCGGCAAGGUGGUGUAUUUCACGGCGUCGCUGCCCUACUGCGUGCUCAUCAUCUACCUCGUCAGGGGCCUCACGCUCCACGGAGCCACCAACGGCCUGGCGUACAUGUUCACCCCCAAGGUGGAGCAGCUGGCCAACCCCAAGGCCUGGAUCAACGCGGCCACCCAGAUCUUCUUCUCGCUCGGCCUGGGGUUCGGCAGCCUGAUCGCCUUCGCCAGCUACAACGAGCCCUCCAGCAACUGCCAGAGGCACGCGGUCGUGGUGUCGCUCAUCAACAGCGCCACCUCCAUAUUCGCCAGCGUGGUCACCUUCUCCAUCUACGGCUUCAAGGCCACCUUCAACUACGAGAGCUGCUUGAACAAGGUGAUUCUGCUGCUGACCAAUGCUUUCGACCUGGAAGACGGCUUCCUGACAGCCAGCAACCUGGAACAGGUGAAGGGCUACCUGGCGUCCACCUACCCCAGCCAGUACAACGAGGUGUUCCCGCAGAUUAAAAACUGCAGCCUGGAGGCGGAGCUGGACACGGCGGUCCAGGGCACGGGCCUGGCUUUCAUCGUCUACACGGAGGCCAUCAAGAACAUGGAGGUGUCCCAGCUGUGGUCGGUGCUGUACUUCUUCAUGCUGCUCAUGCUGGGCAUCGGGAGCAUGCUGGGCAACACGGCCGCCAUCCUCACCCCGCUGACCGACAGCAAGGCCAUCUCCCGCCGCCUGCCCAAGGAGGCCAUCUCAGGUCUGCUGUGCCUGGUCAGCUGCGUCCUCGGCAUGGUGUUCACCACGGAGGCCGGCAACUACUGGUUCGACAUCUUCAACGACUACGCGGCCACGCUGUCCCUGCUGCUCAUCGUCCUGGUGGAGAUCGGGGCCGUGUGCUACGUGUACGGGCUGAGGAGAUUUGCAAGUGACCUGCAGGCCAUGACCGGCCGCCCUCUGAACUGGUACUGGAAGGUCAUGUGGGCCGGCGUGAGCCCGCUGAUCAUCAUCAGCCUCCUGCUCUUCUACCUGAGCGACUACAUCCUCACGGGGACCCUGCGGUACCAAGCCUGGGACGCCUCCCAGGGCCAGCUCGUGAUCAAGGACUACCCCACGUACGCGCUGGCGGUCAUCGGGCUGCUGGUGGCCUCCUCCACCAUGUGCAUCCCCCUGGUGGCCCUGGCGGCCUUCAUCCUGCGCUGUCUCAAGCGGGGAGAGGGCACGGCCUCCGAGGUCUGAGAGCCGGGCGCCCCCCCAGAGGAGGCCUCGUCCAGGGCUCGUCUCCCAGCUGCUCUUUCCGGAUGGCUCCACCUCGGCUGCUGUUGCAAGUGUCGGCUUCGGAAGCUCCCGGCCCUCCUCUUCCGGAGCCCGGAAGGAAGAGUCUGGAAGUGCAGAGGAAGGAGGUGCCCCCUGGGAACCCGCACCCUGUCCCCGCAGCGGCCGCUCCGGCCGGACCGUUGCUCCCUCGGUUCUAGGAGCAUCCUGGAAGUAGAGCACCGUGAGCUGCAACGUGACUGUGACUUUUAUGGGACAAAGUGUAAGCCGUGGUUUCCCCCAAAGAGGUCCCCAAACACCUGAGGGCCACCAUCUCUACACCAGUCUGAAAAGGAGUCUUCUAAGUGCCUGGGAGGACGGAUCCGAACGUCACCAGCGCAGACUCGGUCCUCUCCGCCGCAGUGACGGUGCAUUUGCUGCGCCCGCCUUCGCCAACAAGCCUGACUGCCCGUAAACAAGGCCUUGGUUGGGGACUCACAAAAUUGGAAUUUCUGCAAGCGGAGGUCCCUCACGGCAGGUCCAGGAGCAGUCCUCUCGACAUGACGUGCCCCAACUCCAGUGCCAGCGCUGCUGGGACGGCGGGAGUCCACCUGACGCCGUGGUAUUGGGGUGCGACGGCCAGGAAAGACCAAGAACACUACUUACAAUCCAUUUAAAGUUAUUUAUCUGUAUAUAAGUUUUCUAAAAUGUAUAUAACUCAGAGCAUCUUGUAACUGAAGACACCAUAUUUAUGAUAAAGUUUUGGUCCACCA